Peniophora sp. CBMAI 1063 is the source of this 921-nucleotide messenger RNA. Lineage: Eukaryota; Fungi; Basidiomycota; Agaricomycetes; Russulales; Peniophoraceae. The record is from the annotation of a GenBank genome assembly.
AUGAUGCACAAACUGGCACCCGAGCUUGUUGCAGCAACGCUCCAUUAUGUCGACACGCUCUCCCUCGCCCGCCUGUCCCAUGUCAAUUUUUCUCUACGAGCACUGUGUCAAGCGGAACUACGCAACAGGAUAGUCAGGGAAGUGGGGAAGCACGUUAAGGAUCCCAGGCGUCUCCUGACCAUGUUAGGAGAAGCGGGCGGUGUGGUAUCAGGAUCGACGGCCUUGGCGGUUGCACUUGCUGGGUCGGCGUGGGACGACGUCGGUGGGUGGCAGAGCAUGAGCGACUUGGACGUAUACCUGCCCGGCGAAGAACAUCUGCUUCCUCUGGUUACAGCUCUGUGCGAAACAGAGGGCUACGAGGCGGUAGAUCUGCCGAACAAGGACGACCAGUCGUACUGGGAAGACCAAGCACGCAUACGCUCCAUCACGAGGCUCCGCAACUCCACGUAUUCAACCCACAUCGACAUCAUCUGCGCAUGGGGAGGAGCGGCCACACUCACUUUACCAGCCUUUUGGGGCACCAUUGUCAUGAACUUCAUCACAAACACGGCGCUGGUCGUAUCGUAUCCAGGCCUCACCUUCGAAGGACGAGGAUUUGUGAACGACGGAGUCCAACGCGAUCGCACGGAGAGAAACCGUCGGAAGUACGAGAGCAGAGGGUUCACGGUGGGAGCAUAUAAACACGACGACGAGGCGUGCUCCAGUGACCAUACGUACUGCCCUUCGCUUCUACGAUACACGGAAGACGCGCAAAGCAUGAAGAUGAUAUGGAACGACGAAGGCGCAAGACGAAAGUAUCACGCGAACUCACCGGCGCUGAGGGGUACGGAGUUCACGACAACACCUUCGUUCUGGAGGUGGUCACACUGCGAGAAGAUAACGGGCGACCAUGGCGGAGGAUACAUGGUCGGGCGAUUGUAA